CAGACAGAGAGAGGUGCAAUUAAGAAAGUUGGGGGAAAUUACAGGGCAGGAGAAAAUACUGCGUUGUAAUAGAGCCUGCUGAUAACUUAACAGGACAGAGACCGGGACGGAGGGAUAGAGAGAAGGCAGUCAGAGGAAUUGUAGAGAGGGGGAACAACAGGGAGAGACGGGGAGGAAAUGAGUGAGAAAGAAGAGGUAGAUAGAGGGACAGAAGAGAGAAGCAGCUGGAACAGUGUAGUAUACGCUAGUUAACUGGACACAGUGGACAGACCACACUGCACUAACCUCUAGCUCAUCUUCGUUCUGUUGUAAAGACUGGAUCUAUGAGACUGAACUGCUGUCUAGAACACCUGAGCAAAAGUCCAUUCAAUGUCUUGUGGGCCCAGAAGAAGUGAAGGUGAAAAUGGUUCGCUGGUUCCACAGGGAUAUCUCUGGCUUGGAUGCUGAGUCUGUUUUGAAGAGCCGGGGCGUCCAUGGCAGCUUCCUGGCCCGACCCAGCAGGAAGAACCAGGGAGACUUCUCUCUCUCUGUCAGGGUGGGUGAGCUGGUGACCCACAUCCGUAUCCAAAACACAGGGGACUUCUACGACCUGUAUGGAGGGGAGAAGUUUGCCACGCUGUCCGAGCUGGUGGAGUACUACACUGCAGAGAAUGGGAUCCUGCAGGACAAAGACGGCACCAUCAUCGAGCUCAAAUACCCCUUCAACUGCUCUGACCCCACCACCGAGAGGUGGUAUCACGGACACCUGUCAGGCCCCAACGCAGAGAAGUUGCUAUGGGAACGGGACGAGCCGGGCACCUUCCUGGUGCGGGAGUCUCUGUCCAAACCUGGAGACUUUGUUCUGUCUGUUCUGACUGAGGAGAAGAGCAAGGCAUCCAGCGGAGGGAGGAGGGUCUCACACAUCAAGAUCAUGUGCCAGAAUGACCGGUACACGGUGGGAGGCACAGAGAUGUUUGACACCCUGGCUGACCUGAUGGAGCACUACAAACGCAAAGGCAUCGAGGAGAUGUCUGGAACCUGGGUGCACCUCAAACAGCCCUACUUCUCCACCAGAGUGAAUGCAGCAGACAUUGACAGCAGAGUGAGGCUGCUGGACCAGAUGGCCGAGAGAGAGAACGAGGGAGACAAGAAGAGCAAAGCAGGAUUCUGGGAGGAGUUUGAUACCCUUCAAAAGCAGGAGACAAAGGUGAAGAAGAGCAGAGAAGAAGGGAUGAGACCAGAAAACAAAAGCAAAAACCGAUAUAAGAACAUCCUUCCCUUUGAUGAGACCAGGGUCAUUCUGUCAUCUGGAGACCCCGAUAUCAUUGGCUCAGAUUACAUCAAUGGCAACUAUGUGACAAAUAAGUUACAAGAGUCCGGUGACCCGAAGGUGUACAUUGCCUGUCAGGGCUGCCUUGCAACAACUGUCAAUGAUUUCUGGCAGAUGGUGUGGCAAGAGAGGACAAGGGUCAUCGUCAUGACAACCAGGGAGGUCGAGAAGGGACGGAAUAAAUGCGUGCCAUACUGGCCAGAAAUGCAGGGUUCCAAAGAGGUGGGGCCGUAUGUGGUCACUUGUGUCUCUGAGAGAGAUGCCACUGACUACAAGAUCAGGGUUAUGGAGAUCUCCCCUCUGGAUCAGUCGGAUUCGGUCCGUACUAUCUGGCACUACCAGUACCUGAGCUGGCCCGACCAUGGAGUUCCCGAGGAGCCAGGAGGGGUGCUCAGCUUCCUCACUCAGGUCAACACAAAACAGGCCGAGUUCGCCAACGCCGGGCCAAUGAUCAUCCACUGCAGUGCUGGAAUAGGCCGAACUGGCACCAUUGUGGUGAUCGACAUGAUCAUCCAGACCAUCGACACGAAAGGUCUGGACUGUGACAUAGACAUCCAGAAGAGCAUCCAGAUGGUGAGAGACCAGCGGUCAGGCAUGGUGCAGACUGAAGCCCAGUACAAGUUCAUCUACCUGGCCGUCUCUGAGUACAUAGAGGCCUCCAAGACCUACAACAAGGGAGCUGAGACAGAGUAUGGAAAUUUGCAGUUCAAACACCAGCCUGCCAGCCGCAAGGUCUCCAAAAACAAGGAACAGGAAUUGUAUGAAAACCUAGCCAAAGGAAAGAAAGAUGUGAAGAAGCAGAAGUCAGAGGAGAAGAAGAGUGGCUCCGUGAGAAAAAGAUAGAGGAUGAGAGAGCUGUGUCCUGAUGAUUUAAUAUUGAAUUUGAUAUCAACUUUUUAUUUUAAAAUAUGUAUUUGAGUGUUUUUUGAUAUCAAGCGAUAAAGUUGAUGUCUGUGAUAUAAUGAAGAUUAUAAAGCAAAGUACUGAUAGAUUUGGGCCCUGGGCCGUGAACCAUGGAACCAUUCUGCACCCAUGCAAAUGGUAAUGUAUUGACAUUUUUGCUGACAAUAAAGGCUCAGAGUAAUAUGCA
Oncorhynchus mykiss (rainbow trout) is the source of this 2399-nucleotide messenger RNA. Its product is annotated as tyrosine-protein phosphatase non-receptor type 6. Gene Ontology annotation, molecular function: non-membrane spanning protein tyrosine phosphatase activity; phosphotyrosine residue binding. Gene Ontology annotation, cellular component: cytoplasm. Lineage: Eukaryota; Metazoa; Chordata; Actinopteri; Salmoniformes; Salmonidae. Gene Ontology annotation, biological process: mitotic cell cycle; cell differentiation; intracellular signal transduction. The record is from RefSeq and is a predicted model, not a curated record.